UAUAGACAAACCGGACUCUUUUCUUUUUUAACAUAUCAUCUACCACUCACACCUAAAAGCAUCUCCAUCUCACAACCAUGCCCCUCUCCUCCAAAGUCGUCAUCGUCACCGGCUCCGCCAGCGGUCUCGGCCGCUGCAUCGCCGAAACCUUCCUCUCCCGCGGCGCCAGCGUCACAAUCUGCGACGUCAACAAGGAGCGCCUCGCCACCGCCUCAUCAGAGCUCUCAGCCAGCUUCUCCCCAGAACGCCUCCUCGCGGUGCAAGUCGACGUUACGGACGAGAAAUCCGUCCAGUCGCUCGUAGAGCAGACCGUCCAGCGCUUCCACCACAUCGACGUCGUUGUCAACAACGCGGGAAUCAUGGACAAGUUCGCUCCUGUUGGCGACUGCGACACAGGGAUGUGGGAUUCCAUCCUCAACGUAAACCUCACAGGUGCUUACUUCGUCACCAAGCACGCCAUGCCGCAUCUGCUGGCUCGCGCAGAGGAACGUGGAGGCGGCGAGCAAGGCAGUCUCGUCAUCAACAUCGGUUCCACGGCGUCCUUCUCGGGCCUGACUGCCGGAGUGGCCUACACCGUCUCCAAGCAUGGCCUCGUUGCCAUGACGAAGCACACAGCGGGCUAUUAUGGCCCCCGGGGCGUGUACUCGGUUGCGCUGCAGCCCGGUGGCAUGAAUGAGACGAGGAUUACUGAUGCGUUUUCGUCGGGCAUGCAUAAAGAGGGACUCAUGGCCAUCAAGGAAGCGCAUCCCAAGACGAUCAAUGUACCCAUCAAUCAUGUGGCCAGAUACGCAGCGUUUCUGAGCGAGGACGGCAUUGGUCAGAGUUCGAAUGGAGGCUGCAUCACCAUCACUGGUAACUGGCCUGAAGCGUAAGUAACAAAGUGAUACUCAAUAGCAUCAACGGGAGAGGAAGAAACAUAAUAGAUAAACAGAAGGGGACACGGGAUACCGGCUAGAAUAGAUCUGUUUGACAACUUGCAAUCCAAAAUAAUAAAGGAGAAAAAAACCUAUCUUUCAUAUUCUGUUCAUACACAUUAAAGCGCAAGCCUCUGAAGCAACAGCGCGCGCUACCUAUUAAUAAAUCCAGCACGUGGUGUCCGUGAUCUAUCACCUCUAAUCGCAUGGACAUUUCUACAAGAACGCCUCCCACUUUCGGUUGAUCUGCUUCCUCCGAACCAUCGGUGCCAAAAUCACCACUCCCCAUGUGAGCGCCACCACUGUAGCCAGUAAAGUGAUCUUGUUGAAUCCCUUGCCUAGGAUAUCAA
This is a messenger RNA of Trichoderma asperellum CBS 433.97, 1264 nucleotides long. RefSeq lists its product as uncharacterized. Gene Ontology annotation, molecular function: oxidoreductase activity. The record is from RefSeq and is a predicted model, not a curated record. Lineage: Eukaryota; Fungi; Ascomycota; Sordariomycetes; Hypocreales; Hypocreaceae.